AUGAAUUCAUAUGACAAUGGAGAACUAAAUCGAGGAGGAAGCUUUGAAUCGCGCAAAGACUCAAAUAGAGGUACAGCAACUUAAAAUGAUGUAGAUUUAACAGUGUUAAAUGGUAAUAUAAAUGUUUUACUAUUUCAGUAAAAAUAACAAGUAAUUAUCUAAAGGUAGAGUUGAAGGCUGCUAUCGUUAAUAUAUCUAUGAUAAACAACAACUUCUAUUUGAAGCAACAGCAGUCAAUGCCUUCCAUUAUAAAAUUGAAAUAACAUAAGAUCAACCUGUACCUAACCUGUUUUGUGCACUUUAUGCACGUAAUCAUAGGUAAGAAGACCAUAAGACAAAUAUGGGUGUUUUUAACAAUCUUACCCAUAAUUAUAAUUUGUUUCCAUUUAUUAUGCUUGUUUUCCAUCCUAAACGUCUGCAGAGCUGUUAAUAGUUAAUCAUGAAGUUCAAUGCUGGUUUAUGUCCUGGAAGGCUAAAAUCUGAGUGAGCUUUUUUUUUUGCCUUCUCUGGGCCAACUCAUUAGAGCUGCGUUUCAAUUUCACAAUACUGUUAUAAUCAAACAAGGAAUACAAAGGCUAAUACAUAACUAGCAUAUUGACUAUGUGGUGUCUGCAAAAUAAAAUCACAAAAAUUAAUCGCAUGAGAUUUUACCCUCCAUCCCCAACUUGAAAACUUUGCUCUUUAGUUAGCAUAGUUUAAGAAACGUAAAAUUUACAUUUCUGUAUGAACUGGCCAUCCAAAAAUCCUGUUAAAGAUUGAAUUUUUAUGUUUCUAUUAUAGAAAAGAAAUCUAAGCUUGGCGUGGUCAGGAAUGUUUUUACCAGCAAACGGGCAGAGAAGAACAAGGCUUCGAAUGAAAUAAAAGUAACUAAAUUAUUUAAAAAUAAUCAUUUGAAAUCAUUUAAAGAACUCUCAAGCCAGGUCAUCUGUAAAUGAAUAAAAAUAUCUAGCUUUUGAGGAUCUCAGAAUUAAAAAUCAGUCUAACUUAAGCCUAUGUCAUUCAAAUAUCUGAAUAUAUGGUGGAUCCUCUCCUGAUUUAACAUGAAAGAUUAACACAGUAGCUACAUCACUUUCAAAUUAAACUGUUCCAACAGGAUCUUGAGGUGAUGCUUAUAUUUUGGAUUCAUGACCAAAUCUUUUGGGACAACUUCUCCACACAGACGCUCUAUUCUGAGUAGACCAACUGGUCUUUAAAUUUAAGCCGAUUAAGAAAAAAGUUAUGCAGCUUGCACAUUGUCCUCCAAUAUUAGUUACCUCAUAUCUCAUCCAUGUUGGGAUACCUAGUGAUAUUAGUGAUGAGGUUAAUAAAGUAUGGCAACAAAGACAGUGAACAAAUCUUUCAUGUUCUUCACGUUAGGUACACUACCCAUUUAGGUGAUGUGACAGUUUGUGAUAAUUUAGCUGUUAAUCCUUGUACAUAUAUAUUGAGCAUUACCUUAAGGUGCGAUUUCCUGGGCUGAGAAUAGUGAGGUUACCAGUAGCUAUAAAAGACGUAAAAGGAGCUCUCUCUAUUUUUUAAAUUUUACAAGGCACUCAAUGGAAUGUGUCUCACUGCUUAGCUUUAAUUUUUUUCAACUAUCUAGAAAUGGAAUGGCUCACUCAUUACUUGUGUGCUAUAAUCCAGCCAUCUUCAAGGGCAGGGUCAUUGCUAUAUCCCAAAUACACCUGGGACUGGAGCCCAAAGCACACUUGAAUGACUCCUCAAAGAUUCAGCCCCUGGAAACACCCAAAUUCCACCCAUCCCUUAAUGCAUGCAUACUAUGCCUGUGUGCCCUUCAUGGUCCCUUCUUGGUUCUAUCCCAUGCCUGCAGGCAUUAUCUCAGAGCAAAUAGCUGAUAAAUGCAAGAGUAAUAUAAACAGCAAUGUAAACUUGCUUCUCCAAGUAGUGAUCUGUUCCUGUGUCUCCCUUCUGGAUAUUCUUCUGCUGUGGAUACUCUGCAGGGCCUGAAGAGGACUAAUCUGUCUUUAACCCCUUGAGGACACAUGACGGAAAUAUUCCGUCAUGAUUCCCUUUUAUUCCAGAAGUUGUGUCCUUAAGGGGUUAAGGAACAGCUCUUCUGUGCUCAAUCUUUUACUUGACCCUUUAGUCAGGAGAGAUUAGAGUGGAGACACCCAUGCAGAAUGCUGGGCAGUUGUCCGUGGACCUCAUGAGCAUAAGGGCCCCAUAGCCGUGCAUAGUAAUCACUCACAACAGGGCACUGAGGCAAGGGGGAGGUAAACUUAUAUACACACAGGGUGUGUCUGAUUGGCUAACUUCCAAUUAGUGUUAAUUACAACACGUGGGAGGUGUCUUUUCCCUCUCUUGUGAUCAGUGAGGUCAUCACUGUGUGCCUGGUCACAUGACUGGGUCUGACACACAUAUAAGGAAGCUGCCUUGGAGCGUGCAGUGUCAGAAACACUGUCAGGUUGGGGAGCGCUUGCAGAGACAGCCUUAAGCCGUGAACAGGAACCGGAAGACGCGGCUCGCUGUGAGGGAGUAAGCAAGGGCGCUGGGAGCGGCCCGGGGACCUGACAGAUGACAUGUGCAUGUGAGUCGAUAUGCUGUGCUACAUGAGUCCUUUUCUGAUAUUUUGUAUAUCUUCCCCAAAUAUUGUGUGUAGAGGGUGAGAUGUCCUUCCUACAUACCAAGACAAGCAUUAUAACCAAUUUAAGGAGCCCAUGCAGCAUACUAUAGUACUACCGAACAGCACACAACCUAACAUAUACCUUGGCAAGAUGAUGGGCAAAAAGAGAAAACAGAUUUCUAAAACUUUAGGUAUUCAACAUGUUACAGCCGAUCACACCAUUAGACAAAGCUUAAUCAUUUAAAGGACCACUAUAGGCACCCAGACCACUUCAGCUCAAUGAAGUGGUCUGGGUGCCAGGCCCCUCUAGUUUUAACCCUGACUGCUGUAAACAUAGCAGUUUCAGAGAAACUGCUAUGUUUACCUAUGGGUUAAUCCAGCCUCUAGUGGCUGUCUCAUUGACAGCCGCUAGAGGCGCUUCCGCGAUUCUCACUGUGAUUUUCAGACACAUUGAGAAAUGCUUUCCUAUGGACUGACUGAAUGCGCGCGCGGCUCUUGCCGCGCAUGCACAUUCAGCCGAUGACGUCAGAAGAGGGAAGAGAGUCCCCAGCGCCGAGGGAGCCUGGUGCUGAAGAAAGGUAAGUGCUUAACCCCUUCCUCCCCCUAGAGCCCAGUGGGAGUGGGACCCUGAUGGAGGGGGGGACCUAUUAACCCUAUAGUGCCAGGAAAACAAGUUUGUUUUCCUGGCACUAUAGUGGUCCUUUAAAGAAUACAUAUUUGCUUGAACUAUAAUAGAGAUUUUAAAAGGAAAGUCCAUGUUGAGGCUGGGAUUUAAGUAUGAAUGUCAAUCUGCUAAUAUACAAUAAUCAAGGAACAACAUUAAUAUUUUUUAUCUUUUUUGCUAUUAUUGUCGAAUAUGUGGAAAGAAAAUAAACAAUACAUUGUAAUAGUAUAUGUCAAUUUACUACAAUAAUCUCCCAUCACAGACUAGUUUAAGCAAGGCUUUUCUUCUGUCAGCCGUGGUUUGGAAUGAACAGCAUUUUCACCCAGCUUCAGUAUUCCAAAGAAGGUCUUUGGCUGCAUUCAAAAACAAUGCUUGAGAAGGACGAGAGGAUAUAGUGCUUAAGCUAUCACAAGUGUAUAAUUGCCAUGAAUGUAAAGAGUAAAAAAGCUUCUUACAACUGGAGCCAAUCAUUUCUGUUCCCAUGUCUGUUAUGCUUGGGGUGCAUUGAUACGUAGAAGGUAUCAUCUUUAAAGAUUUUCACACAUGCUUUUUUUUUAUAAUUGCAAUUUAGGAGAAAACAUCUGGAAUUAGUUUUCAGAAUAAAGCAAAAGAGAUAGAAGAGGAAGUGAACAACAGGUAAUUGUAAAAUAAAUGUUCAUCUGUGGGGUUGGUUCACAAGAGGAAAAUGAAAUUAAAAAAAAAAAAGUGUUGAAUUGAUUUUUAUAGGAUGUUAUAACAGGUUCUACAGCACUCUGAGAUUUGCAGUACACAGUCUGAUAAUGAAAUUGUCUAGUUAAUGCACCAAAUCCUUUUCACAUUCAGACCUCACAUUUCCAGAUUAUGUUCCCAAAAACAUAUAUAUAUAUAUAUAUAUAUAUAUAUCAGGGCUCGACAAAUCCCAGGUUGCCAUGGCAACUAGAAAUUUUGCCCUGGUGCCUGGGAUUUGUCAGCCCUUUAGCUAAAGGGAGCGUUGUAGCUGGCCGCCCGCCCUGGGGAGCAUUGAGGUGGUCAACCGUCCACCCUGGGGAGCAUUAAGGUGGUCGGCAGAGGCAGCGCACGAGGGAUUAGUGAUUUUCCAGCAGCUCCUCUCUGCUCCAUCAUGCUGUAUAGUAAUGCCGGAGCCGGAAUAUGACGUCAUUCCGGCCCUGGCAUCAGAGGAGCAGAGAGGAGCUGCAGGUAGAUUACUGCUUGCUUGCACGCUGGAAGAGAAAGCAGCUCCACUGGACCCCAGGGAAAGAUCAUCUCAGCUCUCCCAAAGGUAGGGAUGCUGGGUGGAUUAAAAUUAAAAAUGUAAAUCUGUGUGUGUGAGAGAAUGUGUAAGCAUGUCUCUGUCAGUGUGUGUAUGUGUGUAUAUGCUUCUGUCAGUGUGUGGGUGUUUAUGCCUCUAUCAGUGUCUGUGUGUGCCUGUCAGUGUGUGUGUCAGACAGUCUGUUUGUGUCUAUUUGUCAGAGUGUGUGUCUCUUUAGGUAUCACACGAGAGGUGUUUUUACUCACCUUUUUUCCCAUGCUGUGGCGGUUUUGCCGCAGCUUGUCCCACCUCCAUCACUGAGAUUAUCAAUCUUUAUUAUCUCCGCUAAGCCAAUGCUUUCCUAUAGGAAAGCAUUGUGCGGAUAUUGCACAUGUUCUCUAUGGGUAACAUUUAGUGCCUCCAUGUUGAACAUAGGUGCUGCACACUAUGCAGCAUUGACACAGGACUCUCCAGUGGCCAUGUAAACACUACCUUUCUCUGAAAAUGUAUUUACAUUGAAAAUGCUUUAGACACAGGCUAUAGGCACCAGAACAACUACAUUAACCUGUAGUGAUUCUGGUGACUAUAGUGUCCCUUUAAGAAUUGCAUAUUUCUCGUUGUAAAUUUUAAACUUUAGUAUAUUAGUAUAUUUAGUAUAUUAAUCACUACUCUAUUUCUGAUCAGAGGCCAACUGUGUUUCAUUGUCUUUGUAUGUACACUGCACAAUGAUAAUAAAGUUAAAUCUCAAUAGACACACACACACCUUAUAUGCAAGCAAUGAUCUUAUGCUGUCCUAUAUAGAGCAAGUUUACUAUUUUUCAACAUGUUUUGGUUUCACGUAUCCACCAAAAUUAGUAUUUUUGUACGCUAAAGGGAAGUUUAAAGACCAAGUGGAUUGCCUGCGCACAAUCCUCUUUUCCACUGAGAAGCAGUUAAUGUCAUAACUGUCACUUCAUCUAUACAUUUCAAGCAUUUACGAUAGAAAUACGAUACUCUAAUUUAUGUGUGAGUGUAUUAAACGUCUACAUCUGCCCAUAAUGGAAGGGAAAUGGCUCAGAGCAGACUAACUAUAACAAAAGCAAUCACCGCAACCAAACCUUGCGAUUACUUCACAGACUAGAAGAGAAUACAGAAAAUAUCAUUUCAUAUGACAGUGGACAACUAAAUCGAGGAAGUAGUCCUGAAUUGGACAAAGAUUUCAAUAAAGGUACAGUAACCGAAUAUUAUGGACAUUUUAACAGUGUUUCCAUUUAUUCUGCUUAUUUUCCAUGCCAAACCUCUGCAGAGCUGCUAAUAGUCAAUCAAGAAGUUCCAUGCUGGUUUAUGUCAUUGAAGACUCAAAUCAGAGUGAUCAUAACUCCUUAAUAGGCAUCAGGCCUUGCGAAUAUGACAUGUGACAGUGGUUAAAUGCUUUUCUUUGCCUUCUCUGGGCCGGAUCAUUAGAGCUGGGUUUCUUUUUCACAAUACUGUUCUAAUCAAACAAGGAAUACAUAGGCUAAUAAAUAACUAGUGGAUAUAUAUAUAUACACUAGUAUUGACUAUAUAUACAGAAUAGUGUCUGUAAGGUACAAUCACAAAAAUACCCCCCACCUCACCUAGAAAUGUUGCUCUUUAAUUAACAUAGAGAGAAACUUAACAUUUAUAUUUUAUCAUGGACUGGCUAUCCUAAUAUAUGCUGUUAAAGAUUGUAUUUUUAUGUUUCUAUUAUAGAAAAGAAAUCUAAGUUUCGCUUGAUCAAGAAUGUUUUUACCAGCAAACGGCUAGAGAAGAACAGGGCUUCAAAUGAAAUCAAAGGAACCAAAUUGGUUAAGAAGACUUCUCAAUCCAAGUCAUCUUUAAAGGAAUAA
Molecule: messenger RNA, 6302 nt
Organism: Pelobates cultripes (western spadefoot toad)
Lineage: Eukaryota; Metazoa; Chordata; Amphibia; Anura; Pelobatidae
Source: the annotation of a GenBank genome assembly